Pygocentrus nattereri (red-bellied piranha) is the source of this 4214-nucleotide messenger RNA. RefSeq names its product BTB (POZ) domain containing 3b (gene btbd3b). Bases 503 to 2056 code for a protein of 517 amino acids. Gene Ontology annotation, biological process: neurogenesis; cerebral cortex development; dendrite morphogenesis. The transcript has 4 exons. Gene Ontology annotation, cellular component: cytosol. The record is from RefSeq and is a predicted model, not a curated record. NCBI's taxonomy places the organism in Eukaryota, Metazoa, Chordata, Actinopteri, Characiformes, Serrasalmidae. Gene Ontology annotation, molecular function: protein binding.
CUUCACUCAUCCAAUUCAACUCCUGCAGUCAGCAAAACACCCGGCAGAGUGGAGGUCCACAACUAAAGCAUCCUGCAGAGACUUCAUGGGCUGUGCAUGUAUGUGUGUGAGAGCGAGAGAGAGCGAGAGCAAGAGAGAUAGAGAGAGAGAGAGACGGCUUGCUUAUGGACCACUGCUGUAGCAUUAAAUCUGGGGCUGAGACAGAAUCAGACUAAAGAUGAGAAAAAUAUGUCAGGGACUCCAGUUACGGAUUCCAAAAGAUGCUGUCCUUCAGUAGAUCACACAGGAGGAGACAUACUUAAAUCUUCUAUUGGGGACACAGACAGCAAGAGAGUUGGAUGAAAAAGAAAAUUAACUUGCAAAGGUGAAGAUUUGGACUAUAUUUUUGAUUUUCUGUCCUUUUUUUGGGAGGGGGGGCCUCGAAACACUUUCGUGUGUCCCUCAAGUCCUUCUUCUGUUCAGUGUCCUUUCUGCAUGUCCUGCUCAGCAGGUGAACACACUCAUGGUGGAUGCCAAGGGAAGGAACAUGAAAUGUCUGACGUUCUUCUUGAUGCUUCCAGAGUCCGUGAAGAGCAAGUCCAGUAAAGGCUCCAAGAAGGGAAGCGCCAGCGGCUUCUCCAAGCUGCCCCCUGUUUGUUAUGAGAUCAUCACCCUGAAGACCAAAAAGAAGAAGAAAAUGGCUGGAGAGUUCUUCUCAACCAAAAAGUCGACUUCGGCUAGCACAGUACAGAGAUACCAGCAGCAGAACCUGAAUAAUAACAACACCAUCCACUGCUGCAACUGGCAGGGGCUGUAUUCCACCAUCAGAGAAAGAAAUGCUGUGAUGUUCAACAAUGAGCUAAUGGCAGAUGUACAUUUUGUAGUGGGCCAGCCUGAAGAAACACAGAGGCUUCCAGGACACAAGUAUGUCCUGGCUGUGGGGAGUUCAGUGUUUCAUGCCAUGUUCUACGGAGAACUAGCAGAAGAUAAGGAUGAAAUCAGUAUUCCAGAUGUGGAGCCUGCAGCCUUCCUGGCCAUGUUAAAGUACAUAUACUGCGAUGAGAUUGACCUAAGUGCUGAUACGGUGUUGGCGACAUUAUACGUAGCGAAGAAAUACAUCGUUCCACAUUUAGCACGAGCCUGUGUCAACUUCUUGGAGACGAGUUUAUGUGCUAAGAAUGCUUGCAUUCUGCUGUCUCAGAGCUGCCUUUUUGAGGAACCAGAGCUUACCCAGCGCUGCUGGGAAGUGAUUGACGCCCAGGCUGAAUUGGCCCUUAAAUCGGAUGGCUUCUGUGACAUUGACCCCAAGACUUUGGAGAGUAUUCUACGUCGAGAGACGCUGAAUGCCAAGGAGAUUGUGGUGUUUGAGGCAGCUCUGAAAUGGGCAGAGGCUGAGUGUCAGCGAAGAGAUUUGGCUGUUUCCAUUGGUAACAAGCGUAAAGUUCUUGGCCAGGCUGUAUACCUGAUUCGCAUUCCCACCAUGGGCCUCGAUGACUUUGCUAAUGGUGCAGCUCAGUCAGGUGUGCUGACGCUAAAUGAGACAAAUGAUAUAUUCCUGUGGUACACAGCAGCUAAGAAGCCAGAUCUGCAGUUCGUCAGCAAGCCCCGCAGAGGACUGACCCCACAGAAGUGUCACCGCUUCCAGUCCUGUGCUUAUCGGAGCAACCAAUGGCGUUACCGUGGACGCUGCGACAGCAUUCAGUUUGCUGUUGACAAGCGAGUAUUUAUUGCUGGUUUUGGCCUCUAUGGUUCAAGCUGUGGCUCUGCAGAGUAUAGCGCCAAAAUUGAGCUGAAGCGCCAGGGAGUGAUACUAGGCCAGAACCUCAGUAAGUACUUCUCUGAUGGUUCAAGCAACACUUUCCCUGUGUGGUUCGAACAUCCUGUACAAAUAGAACCUGACACUUUCUACACAGCCAGCGUGGUUCUGGAUGGGAAUGAGCUCAGCUAUUUUGGGCAGGAAGGAAUGACUGAGGUACAGUGUGGGAAGGUGACUUUCCAGUUCCAGUGCUCCUCAGACAGUACCAAUGGCACAGGUGUACAGGGUGGUCAGAUCCCAGAGCUCAUAUUUUAUGCUUAAGGUUCCUCAAAGAAGACAAGAAAAUGCUCUCAUUGACAAAAUAAUUUUUUCUUUUAUUAAGUAACUGUUUUUAUAAAUCCUGCUUUGACAUGUAAAUGUUUUGACUGUGAAAAUGUGGACUUCACGGCAAAUCAGAACAGGACAGUUGUAUGCAUGUACAGUGUAUAUUUAAUUGCCGUGUGUUGCAGUGAUUUGCUUGCACAGGCCACAUGCACAUGGUAGCAAUACUUACAAUAUUCAAGUCAAAGGUAAUUAUGUGAAUCUAAUCAUUUUCCCUAUUCAUUAGAGGGUAAGGACACCUUUACAAUACCUUACACAAAAGUAACAUUGCAACCACUGUGUGAUCUUCAUGUCUAUUAAGCAGGGGUGGAAAAAAGUACAAAGAAAUUGUAUGUCAAUAUAAGUAUGAAAGUAUUGGGGCUAAAAAUAUACUUGAGUGAGAGUACAAAAGUAUUAACAUUUAAACCUAUUAAAGUAAAUAAAUCUAUGUAUCAAUAGAUAAAUUAAUAAUUUGUCUUUGGUAAGUUUUGUGUGAUGCAGUUGGGCAGCUAGUCGGCACUAAUCCUCACAUAUACGAAUUUGCUUGGAUUUUUGGUAGUUUUGAAUUUAAAAAAAGCACUAAAUUCAAACGCAUGUGAACUCAACUGACGAAGUACUUUGAAUGUCUAAGUGACUUACAUCAAGUAAGAAAUAAUGUGUAAUUUAUCUCUUUGUAUUUAUCUGCUUUGUGUAUUUAUCUCUUUGAAAUGUAACUGAGUCAAGUAUAAGACAUCAAUCAUUAGAAAUCAAUAAUAAUAUUACAGUACAAAUAUGCAAAAUGAUACAAUUUCUCAAAUAUUUUCCACCCCUCACUUAUAUGUAUUGUAUUAACUUGUCAGCAAACAAAAAUUUAACAACCACUUUGUAUUAGCUAUGAAAUACUAGAGUAUUAAAUACCCCCCUCACUGCAGGAAACAUUUAUGGAGACAGUUUGGUGCAGUAAGCACCCUUUAAGCAGUGUCGCGGUCUUUACCUUUUUUAUUUUAUAGAAUUAAGAAUUCAUCUGUUUGAAUUUGACUUGUUGCCAGUGACAUGGCAGGCUCUUAGAGUUAUCAAUUAGUCUGUUAUUAAGAAGCUUUACCCUGUUCAAGAUACACAUUGGGUUUAGUGGUGUAAUUAACUUUACACUACACCUCUCAUGGAUAUUUGCAACAAAGAUUUGUUCUACUUUAUUGCUUUCAGCUUUGCUAUCCAGUAUUUAAUAUCUUACUGCCAAGGAUUCAGUUCUAUAGAUAACAAUUACCUGGAAAAGAAACAAACCUACAUGUUUAUGUUUGUCUCACAAUUUAAGUAACAUAUUUAAUUGAUUCAAUUUAACAAGUAUUUUAUGAUAAUAAUAACUUUGACAUAACUUGGAACAUAUCAGUUUGUAUAAAGCUAAACUAUGGGUCUCUGGAACUGUGUCAGUUUUGAUUACAAGUUGAACAUCCUUUUCAUGUAUUACUGAAAUGUAUUUUGAUCCAUGUGCACUAACUGAUGAGGGAGCUUCUCAGUAUGUGAAUGACCUAUGUUUUGCAGGCUUACAUUGCAAAAAGGCUAUGAAUGUGAAUGAGAGCUGAAUUUGCUGGAUUUUUAAUAAGUGAGAUAUCAUGAGUGGUUAUCACUAUAUAGUUAAAGUCUCCUUACAUAUACCACAAUUGAAAGAUGAAACGUCAUCAGUUUAUGCAAUGUACAUGCCAACAGACACUGACUGUCCACUUCAUUAGGUACACUUCUCACUGUGAAUUUUAUGAGGUCUACUGUCCGUACAGGUGCACUUCAUAGUGCUAUAGUUACUGAUUGUUUUCUGUCUGUUAUGAUGUUUUGGUAAAAAUCAAUGGCUAAUUUUGCAAUUCCAAUGGAGUCAUUUUAUUCCAUUCUGUUCAUUUUUUAAAAUUCUGACAUGGAUCUGCCAUGAAUAAAUCCAUGAGAGAAUUAUAUUUGGUUGUUAUGAAUGAAUGAUUAGUAAUGCUAAAGAAACUAGGGCAACAUGUCAGUUUGACAAACACACUGAGGGAAGUCUCUGAUCAUUUCCACUAGUAGUAGGACCUACUAUUUCUGUACAGUUCUACAGAUCAUUCCACAGUCAAUGUGUUUGUGCUCUGUUGUAGAUGAGGAAAUAAAGAGUGACCACACCUUA